This is a messenger RNA of Loa loa (African eye worm), 4416 nucleotides long. Its product is annotated as SNF2 family domain-containing protein. The transcript is spliced from 30 exons. Lineage: Eukaryota; Metazoa; Nematoda; Chromadorea; Rhabditida; Onchocercidae. Bases 1 to 4416 code for a protein of 1471 amino acids. The record is from RefSeq and is a predicted model, not a curated record. Gene Ontology annotation, molecular function: ATP hydrolysis activity; DNA binding; ATP-dependent chromatin remodeler activity.
AUGGAAAAGCAGGCGAACAAGACAGAACGGCUUGGUGCGUUACUGUCAUCACGCAAUGCUUUAGUACGACAUGAAGCCGCUCAAGCUCUUGGCCAUUUUCCGCUCACAAAUCCUCACGUUAUUGAUAUUCUAAAAAACGGUUUUAAAAGAAUCAUUUCGUUUGCUGUAGCGGGUAAUCUGUUGGGGUGGCUUAGUCAUGAUGAUCGUUCGUUACGAAGGAAUAAUUUCCAAGCGAGUGCAUGGGACACACGAGAGGCAGCAGUUGAGGCGUUCCGAGCUAUUCUUAAAGCUAUGCCCUCCAAAAGUCAGGCAUGGUUCCAUCGUCAAGCAGCAUUGUUGAUUAUAAAGUAUCACCUUGCCGGGCCGUACUAUGAUGUUAACUUUAAUGAAAUCUUCAAAUUAUUACUAUGUUCAUUUGAGGACUCCCACGACGAGGUAUGUGCUUCAGCUUUAUCUGCGAUAACAACUCUUUUCUGUAAAGAUGAUUUGAAGCCAGAAGUGUCGGAAAUGAUAUCACAUGUGGAACACGUUAUUUAUCGUUUCAUCGAUUCUACAUGCAACGUUUCGAGAAAUCAGUUGUUGGAUAUUGACACCGUAGCAGUUGAUCUUUUGUCCUUGUUGGUUAUCUGGUUGCAAGGUGAUUGUGCACGAAAAUUACCCUAUCCCGUGUCGAGUAACCUUUCUCGUCUUUUGGAUCCGUUGCAUAUCACUUUAUCGCUUAAAGUUGUCAGUGUUUUUUCCGUGUCAUUCUCCCGUCCAUCGCCUUUAAAGGAUGAACACGAGUGUAAGGAAUUUGAAGCAUGUACAAUGUCAGUAUUAGCGUCUUUGUUUCGUAUUGUGCUUUUUGCUGCACCACAGGAUACGGAGGAUCUCAUCGAAGCUUGUAUAUUAUGCGUUCAUCGUAUCAUCGAAUAUUUUAUGUUUGCAAAGCAUUUGCCACAAGCCCUAGUUGAAACAAUUGGUCGUUGGACUGCUUGUCUUCUCGUUGAUGCACGAAAUGCAGAAAUUGAUCUCGAAAAGUGCAAUGUGGGUUCAGGCGCUAGCCGAAAUCCUACGGAAUGCCUGUGUGGUGAUGAAAUACGGUCUUUGAGCGAUAUGAUUCGGAUUGAUGUUGUCCUAAUUCGUAAACUACAUGUGGCUCGUUUUCUAGCCCCACUAAUUUCAACUAUUUAUAAUUUUCCUUCAAAGAUAGGCGAUCAGUUAUUGAGUGAAGCAGUCCAGUUGCUUAUUACUCCUACGAUGAAAUCUUUAGUAAUCAUGCACAGACUUGGCGGCGUACUCUUAAGUCAUGCUUGGUUUACAUAUAUCUGGAGGUCGGGAAUAACUAUUGAUAUUCCUAGUUAUGUAGCCGAAGUGCUUCACGGUUUAAUUAUGUCUCCAAAUGCCGCUUAUGAUGACGAGAAGAUGUUUUUUUCUGAAGUAUUCGAUGUGGAAGAACAUGGCGAUACUGUUGAUAACAAUGCAAGUGCACUUUACAAUAUCUGCUACAACAUUUUGGAGGAAAUGAACGAUAGAGAAACAUUGCGUUUGAGAUAUGAAAGUUUCAAGUAUGCCGUCGCAACAGCCAAAGCAGUAAUGACAUCCAACAUAUCACGUGUUAAUGCACUAACCGUUUCCUCUUUACUAUUGAUUUAUCCGAGAUCUUUAUUGGAUUCUCCAUCACUGAAUCCUUUCGUAAAACCUCUUAUGGAACUUAUUCGUUUUGAAGAAAACGUAACGUUUGCGCAAUAUGCUCUAAACUCGAUACCGAUUUUGUUUCGAAUAGCUUCUGAAAAGCAACCAAGCCCUCAUGCGAAGAUGAUCAAACAGAUAGUUGUGAGUUUGGUUUCAUGUACUAAUCGAUUUCCUCCAGAAGUUGACAGUGAACAAGAUGUAGUCUUAUCACAGUGUGUAAAAGGACCUUUUUCUCCGCGAUCUCAAAAUGCAGAAUACGUUAUUCGUAUGUUGGUGACACCAAUUGCCGGCACCAAUAUUGCUUCUCUUUUGGAUUUCAGAAAUCGCGGUUCCUUAAAGGAAACAGCUGUGUUUAUGAUGGCGUACACUGUUUUCGUCGAUGAAAGUAGGGUACAGCGGCGUGUUCCGCCUGAUCUCUCCGACAUCGUACUAGAGCUUGGAGUAUACCUGACAUCGGAAAAUGCGGUUGUCCGGUAUUGUGCUGCUCAAUGUUUGAGUAAUAUCGCUCGUAUAGACGGAUUUCUCCGAUCAGUGUUACAGGCUGCCAUAGCACCAUUGCAAGCAAAAUUGCGCACUGGAGAGACACGGGCGCAUGUUCGAUGCGGGCUUGUCGAAUUGCUCUUUCUUCUCAGCAGCUUCCACGUGGAAAUGCUGGGAGGUCUUCGUUUGUUGGCUCCAAUAUCGCUUCGUCUUAUGGCAGAUAGCUGUCAUGUUGUACGUGAAGCGGCAGCAAUAUCUUUCCGUAAUUUUGUACCUUUGAUGACGUUAAAAGCAAAUCGAAAAAUCGAAAGACAUUCAAUUCUGAAAAAUGAUGUGGCAGAUGAAAUAUUUGGUGAUAAUUCUCUUGAGCUGUUACUGGGUGAUCCUAGUCGAUUACCAGAAUUAAGAUUGACUGAUAUCAAAGGACUGAAUGCUUCGACUUGUUUACGGCAGUAUCAGCAAGAAGGUAUUCGAUGGAUGUCAUUCUUGGAAGAGUAUGGGUUAAGUGGCAUACUUGCUGAUGAUAUGGGACUUGGCAAAACCCUUCAGACACUCUGUUUAUUGGCAAUGAAAAUCUGCCAUAAACCUCAAGCAAAAGUUCUAAUUGUAUGUCCUCCAACUUUGGUUAAUCAUUGGUGUGCGGAAUGGUCGAAAUUUUUUCCAACCUUAUCUCCAUUUCAUAAAAUCGAGGAAGGUUGCAAAGAAAAGAAAUUGUCGAUGAAUAAUCCGCAAAAAGUCACAGUUAUGUCGUACAACACCGUGCGGUUUUGCACGUAUGUUCAAAAUAUAGAAUGGUACUACAUGAUCUUAGAUGAAGGUCACAUGAUAAGAAAUCCUACCACACAGCUGUUUAAAGCUUUAACUAACAUCAAAGCACAAAAUCGUCUCAUACUUUCUGGAACUCCUGUUCAGAAUACUCCAGCAGAUCUGUGGGCUCUUUUUCAGUUCCUAAUGCCUGGUUACUUGGGGACAAUGAGACAGUUUAAAUUGGCGUUUUUAAAUGCAAUAAAUGGAUCGCGAAAUGUUAAUGCUUCCGCUCAAGAAAUAAAGGAGGGCCAGGAUGCGUUGGAGCGCCUACACAAGUCAAUUUUACCGUUUGUUAUGAGGCGCCUGAAAACAGACGUGCUUGAAGAUCUGCCUGAGAAGAUUGUGCAAGAUUACAUGUGUAGUAUGACCUCUGUACAGCGCUUUAUAUACAACCAUAUUGUCGACAUAUACCAGUCCUCUCGUCGAACUUCUACUAAUCGUCCAAGUUUUUGUGCUCUAGAGACCAUUGCUGAACUUCGGAAGUGUACUGUUCAUCCUUCUCUUGUGAGUCAUAAAUCCCUAGAAGAUUUGAACAUAGAAAAGCUGAAGGGUUGCGUUGAAGAAUCUGGUAAAAUAAUCGCUUUGCGAGAACUUCUUAAAGAGUGCGGCAUUGGUUCACGAGAACAUUAUGCACUCUCUGAGGAAUCUGCAGUACAAGAUAACGAAAUAUCUGCUACUGGUAACGGUCAUCGCGCACUUAUAUUUUGUCAGCGAUUGUCCGCAGUUCAGCUACUUGUGAAUCUGUUCAGUUCAGGAGAACUGGGAUCUGAUAUAAGAUAUGCUGUGCUGGAUGGGACGGUACCCGUGAAUGAGAGACAUACUGUUGCUGAAAAGUUUAAUAUUGAUCCUAGUAUACAUGUAUUGAUACUUACGACAAAUAUAGGUGGUGAAGGGCUUAAUUUAAUCGGAGCCGACAUUGUUAUCUUUUUGGAACACGAUUGGAAUCCGGUGAAAGAUUUGCAAGCUAUGGAUCGAGCUCAUCGCAUUGGACAAAGAUGCGCCGUGAAUGUUUAUCGGUUAAUUACCGAAGGUUCUAUCGAGCAGAAAAUUAUGCGGCUGCAGAAGUUCAAGACCAAUACAGCUAAUGCACUAGUUGGUGCGGAUAACCGUUCCUUGCAGACGAUGGCUACGGAACAGCUUAUGGAACUUUUUGUGAUAGACGAUGUGUCGCCUGGAACUAGUCUUGAUACGCGUUCUUCAAAGAAAUCACGUGAGAGUGAUUCGUCCUCAACUUCUGAUAAAUAUUUCACAAGUUCGGAUAUUGGCGAAAAAUUGAGCAUUGAAGAAUUGUGGGAAAUGUCACAGUACGAUCGCUAUAAUGCUUCUUCAAUAGCGCACUCCUUUGAAGUACCUGGAUGGAAUAACAAUUCUUCAACAUUAAUUUGGGAUACCGCUAGCAGUAGUGGCAUUGUUAGUGAUAGUAUUGAAUGUAAAAAACUUCGGCUUGGUAAUUGA